This is a messenger RNA of Acanthopagrus latus (yellowfin seabream), 3414 nucleotides long. RefSeq names its product C-type lectin BML-2-like. The transcript is spliced from 4 exons. NCBI's taxonomy places the organism in Eukaryota, Metazoa, Chordata, Actinopteri, Spariformes, Sparidae. The record is from RefSeq and is a predicted model, not a curated record. The coding region runs from base 495 to 1130 and encodes 211 amino acids.
AAUUCAAACUUUCUGUCGUAAAAUAUGCACAGGAAAACUCGGGAGAAGCAGCCGCUAGACGUUUCUCUGUCCACCCCAAGAGAGUGAGAGAUGGAUGAAAAACUAAAACGGAGUUUCAGCGUCUGUCCGAGGAGGACAGGGCCCUCCUACCUGAUGGAGGGAGGAGGAAGGCUUGCGAGGAGCUUGAGAUAAACAUGCGGGGAUGAGUUAUCAGCAAGCGGGCACGGCACGAGAGAGCGUCCCGCACAAUGAUCAGGGCGAUGGAGAAACAAAUGUUCGCCACUGUCAGUGACAGUGAUAUUUGCAUAAAUGUCACUAAAAGAAACACUUAAAUGUGUCUUUUGGACAUUUUCUAUUCACUAGUCUGAAAGAAGAGUUGGUAUGGAAACAAAAUAGUUCAAAAUUGAACAGUGCAUGAAAAAAAUGGUAACAGCUGUAGCAUACUUCCAGGAGUAAAACAUUUAGCCACUACACCUAGAGGAGUGAAUGAGGUUAUGGAAAUCUGUUGGAACUCCCAUGCUAACCAUUUGUCUCAAUUCUUGUGCAUUUAUAUAUCAGGUUGUCAGAGUUCAGGGUCCCCCAACUGUGAUGUGAAAUUUUCAGACCGUCUACCCUCUACUAAGGCUGACUGGGAGCAACUGUGUACUGGAAAACCUGGAAUCAUGAAUGAAUGUCCUCAAUGUAACGGUGUUAAGAUACAGCUUAAGCGUCACCCUGUCUCAGGGGACUGUCUCAGCAACAGCGACAGUGGAAAUGGUCUCCAGUUCUACAAAGCGCCCAAAAGCUGGAUUGAUGCCCUGGAGCACUGCCACAACCAGGAUUCCUCCCUGGCUGAAAUCCACAACCAGACAGUGCAGGCCAGUGUGAACUCUUCCCUGCUAAACAAGGACAGCAUGCUGAAUGGGAUGUGGAUCGGCCUGGAGCGGUCCAUCUUUGGAAGAAACAGUACCUGGAAGUGGAUUUCAGGGACACCGGUUGGCAAUCAUUGCCCCUGGAACAAAAGCUAUCCUGUCGACGCCUUGAACCACCACUGUGGAAAGAUCAUCUGGGUAGCAGAGUUAGGACAGUUCAAGUGGCUGGACGCCUGCUGCCAUGAAGAGCUGCCUUUCAUCUGCCAAACUCCCACAUAAAGACUGUGUGGCGGUCUGGAGACUACGAGAGGUUCCACCAUCCCUUCACCGUUUCAUUGAAUCCUGGCGUGUUGGGCGACUGCUACUUGCUUCUUUUUUUUUGCACGUGUUUUCCCUUCAAGGUAUUUAUUAUGUAUACAGCUUAUAUCAACUUUAUCAUAGUAACUGGGGGAAACGUCCCCACCACUUUCUGAAAUUGCCAAUUUUGUCGCUCUCACUUUUUAAGGCAUUAUGAGUUAAAGGUGCUGUUUGUAAGAAAUGUUGAUAUUUGAGUCUCAUUAUUUGAGGAGUUGGGAAUGAGACUCCAAACUUCUACUUUCUUAAGAUUGACACCUUUAAAGAUGAGCUAAAAAGAGGUUGCCCUCAAAUUCUAACUUAUAAAUUAAAUUAAAUGUAAAUAAAUAAAAAUCAGUGCAUCUUAUGUGAUGGAUUGUACAGCAAAGCAGUUUAAUUUAACAUCUUAAAAUAAGGUUGAUUUAUUAUCUUUAGCUAACAUGUAUAACAUUAUUCCUUCAGUUGUUCUAUGUUGUUAUACUUUAAUGCAGACAUACUGAAUAUUGUUACAUGAUGAUUGUGGGGUCAGCUUUGUGCAUUUUAUGCAGAUUAUUUUCCACCCUGUCGACUCUGAAGCUGAGGUUAAAAAGCCCUUAAGAUGUGCUGUUGUGCUUUUUUUUUUUUUAACUACCAUAAAUAUUUACUGACCUCAUACAGUACCUUAAUUGAACUGCCUGUUCGUAUGUUAAAGACUGUUCAUACAUUGUUUUCAUCUCAGUCUUGACGUCCUUGUGACACUUGUGUAAUAGCUGACCGAUUUGCGUUCCUUCCCUGUAAAGCCAAGAUGCACGUAUUGUACUGUAAUGUACUGCAUGCACUCGUUCAACAUUUAUCCAAUAAACAACUUCACCAAUUCCUCUUCCUCUAGUGUCAUUCAGUUGGAGUUCCCUCAGCUACAAACUAACUGUACGGACUAAUGAUUAAAUAAUGAAGUCACAAUAAUGAACUAUUCAUUGUGAAGUGUUGACGAUGGUUUACACAUGUUUAAUCAUAAUGGUGUCAACAACAUAACCACCAAAUAAAGGCUCAAGAGCUGAGCAAGACACGGAAAAAAAAGAAAAAAAGACAAUUCAAAAACCACCUGUCCAUAAAACAUUUAUCAUCCAUUUUCACCUUAUCAAUCAUAUUGAUGGGGGCUGAGCGAGUAGUUGUAUAGAAGUAUACAGAUAAUGUACAUUUUACCAGUAAAAUGUGUCAAUAUCCAACUCUGGAUGAAUAAAAAAAAUCCUCAUUAGGUAAAAAUAAAACUUGUGAUCAAUAAUACUGAUCUGAAGUCCAAUUCUGAGGCUGUUCUUACAAUAAGUAAUAAACAACAUCUGGUUAUCACACCCACCUCCCAUUUAAACCACGCCCAUUCAGCGCACCAAUACAGAUAAUCUCACAAAAAAAAAAAACAUAGUAUUUGGUGGAACAGAUACAGACAAUGGCGUAAUCACUCAUCCGUAGUAUUUUCCAGAUUUUUCUUGAAAUUAUGAUAACUACUUUCACACUUAACAUAAACAGCCUCAAAUAUCCCUUUUAUCAGGGAAGACAACUCACAGUGUCAUCUGUUCAGAGAGACAAAAACAAAACAUCUUUGCUAGAAUUCUCCCUUUAGUCACUCUUAUGUCAGGUGUCAGUUGCUUACAUGAAAGCCUAAAACAAAUGUAUAACACAAAUGCUAAAAGCAUUAUAUACCACACAACAUAUUCUGAAGAACUGAUGAAAAGACAGACGAGCAAAAUGUAUAAAUUCAAGUAUAAAAACACACAGAGACACAAACGUUGUGAUUUAAAGCCACAACUAUUUUGCAAUAAAGCUCAUCAUUCAUAAAUAGCAUUACUUUUCAUCAAGAUUCCAUUAAAAAAAAACACAAACAAAAUAAACUACAAAAUGGUAUCACUAUGUUUGUUUCCUCCAACAAUCUAAGGAGCAGAGUGGUGUGUGACGUUAAAAAUGCCUUAUAUGGUUUAGAUGGGAACAUCUGUUUCACACCGCUGUAUAUUACAAGGUUUUCUCUGAAUGAACAAAGUCAGACUUCAUCACAUUUCUUAAUGUGAGCAUUGACAAUAGUGUGAAUGCUGUGUCAGCAUUCACACUAUUGUUCCUCUGGAAUUUAUUAGUGUGAAUGCUGAAGGCAGUUUAUUAAAGUUUUUCAUGAUUCCGGACGUUUUUCGACACGCUUCUUCUCCUACAGUUUUUGUGCUACAGAAACCAUUCAAGUAUCAAAAUGUGCAGCUUUUUAAGGACA